AUGGCAUGGAUGCCGCAGCCCGACGCGUCCGAGAUUCCUUCUCGGCCUCCAUUGACCUCUCAGCAGUCCAAUUCACUUCCCUCGACCCCAUAUCAACAUGCGCGCAACCUCUCCUUUCACUCCCGGUCGCCGUCCCCCGCCCGCGGAAGCACCUCGCCUCGCUCCACACAUUCCGAGUCCACGCACUUGCCUCCGUCGGCGCGGAAACCGCUCGGCGGAUGUAAAUAUGAGACCGCCAUGGCAUAUUUUCGAAGACGAAUACCUUACAGCCUCGGAGUGGAUUUACUGCCGGAGGAAAAGGACGGAUUGAAAGAGAGCCUUGAUUCCGAGGAGGAGCGUAGGCUGACCACGGAUAUCAUGGAACUCUAUGAUCGGUUGUUACCCUCGGCUGAAAGCGAUGAUCGACGGCGGCAACUGGUCCGAAAAUUGGAGAAAUUAUUUAAUGAGCAAUGGCCGGGGCACGAGAUCAAGGCGAAUGUCUUUGGCUCGUCGGGGAAUAAGCUCUGUUCGAGCGACUCAGAUGUGGACAUUUGCAUCACGACAGACUUCAAAGACUUGGAACAUGUGUGCCUAUUGGCUGAGGUUUUAGCAAAGCACGGGAUGGAACGAGUUGUCUGCGUCUCCCAUGCGAAAGUCCCAAUUGUGAAAAUUUGGGACCCGGAGCUGAAACUGGCCUGUGACAUGAAUGUCAAUAACACUCUCGCAUUGGAAAACACCCGUAUGAUCCGGACUUAUGUCGAAGUCGAUGAACGAGUGCGGCCAUUGGCCAUGUGUGUCAAGUACUGGACGAAGCGACGAAUUCUCAAUGAUGCGGCCCUUGGGGGAACGUUGAGUUCAUAUACGUGGAUUUGCCUCAUCAUCAAUUUCUUGCAAACACGGAAUCCGCCAGUCUUGCCGAGUCUCCAAGCUCGCCCGCAUAAGAAGAGGGCCACUCCGGACGGAUUGGUGUACUCGUUCGAUGACGAUCUUGAGACUUUGAGUCAAUUUGGUCGCAAGAACAAGCAGACCGUUGGCGAGUUGUUUUUUGAAUUCUUUCGGUAUUAUGGGCACGAAAUCGAUUACGAGAAGAAUGUCAUCUCGGUACGCGAGGGAAAAUUGGUGUCCAAGGAGGGCAAGGGCUGGCACCUGUCGGUGAAUAAUCGGCUAUGUGUUGAGGAGCCAUUCAACACUUCGAGGAAUCUGGGCAAUACGGCGGAUGAUACGUCUUUCCGCGGGUUGCACAUGGAGCUACGGAGAGCGUUCAAGUACGCCUCAGAUGGUGAUUUGACAGGCUGCUGCGCUCAGUUUGAAUUCCCGCCGGAAGAGGAGCGGACGUGGGAGCGACCACCUCCACAACCCAGGCCAAUUAUCACCCCUUCCCUUCCUUCCAGAGGUGGUCGUGGUGGCCGUGGUGGACGAUAUGGCAAUCAGUACUCCAGGGGAGGAUUUGCCAAUGGCGGUCGUCGAACUUCCAACACUGGGAAUAAAUCCGCUUUCCGCCAACCAAAUGGUGCGAACGCCACCGAUCUGUCUCUGCAGGCGCAGCAACAAGCUCAGUUUCUGCUGCAUGAUCAGCUCUUUCAACAGAUUCAGCUCCUCCAGGCACAGGAACAAGAGCUGCGCAUGCAGCUCCACAACCAGGCUUUGAUUACCGGACGGCCGCCACCGGUGUUCCUUCGCCAGCCGUUCAUCCAGUUCCCCAUGCCACAGCAGCAAGAAUACACGAGUGAAGAGACUUCGAGGUCAAGGUCAGGAACCGUGAACCAGCCACCUCUCACACCGUCAGGCCGACAACAGAAUUUCUAUCCCAGUCCUACCUAUGCUUCUGUCAGUGCCGCCGGGACUCAGGGCAGCACCACAAACCCGCCAUCCCCGUCCGCCACCAAUGCUCACCCCGAUCUCCGCCGGAAUCCUCGACGAUCCUCAGUUGUGAACGGUUCACCAAAGGCAAAUCUCAGAGCCCAGUCUCAGCCUGCACGACCUCAAAAUUCAACCUCCCUCCCAACUUUCACUCCUCUGUAUUCGAUCCCGCAGCCAUUGGACACUUCGUUUGCCUCUAAACAGCAAUCGAUCCCCGAGCCAUCGGAAGGUGGCGAGGGUAGCGGAGACGAGAAUGCAAUGCCACCGAACAGCCUUCCCAGCAACGACUCACGCUCCGAUUCCGUGGACGAAAGCCGGGCUCGGGAGAUGAUGGGUUAUUAUAUAACUCCGCAGCAAAUGCAGCUAUACCAGCAGAGCGCAAUGUUGCCCCCGUUGUCCACGCCUAUGGGUCUCGCCUUGCCAAAUGGCUAUACGUCUUACCUCCCCAUGCAGCAGGAUUAUCGUUCUGGGUCGUUCUCAUCGGAAGGGAUGAGUGCGCGAGCUGACCAAACGCCCACGCCUGUGCUUAGGGCCUCCGGAUCAGGACAGCAGCGCUCAACCUCGCGACCCGCGCCAGCUAUAGAUCGGGGUCCUUUGAUUGUGGAUGGCUCAGUGCCACCGAGUGAGCCCCGCCCACAGUAUCCGAUGGACUUGAUCGAUCCGUAUAACGCCGUCACGCAUUAUACGUCGACUUCGGAUGACCACAGCAUCAACACCCCUGCCAGUUUCUCUGAUUCUCUGUCGCAAGAUUUUCAAGACCCAGGCCCGUUCGAGAUGGAGCAGCCGCCGGUCUUCACACGGAUGCCAUUCGAAGCGCCAAAGACAGGCAACGUCAAUGGUCAUGAUGUUCCCUCGGAGAAGACGAAUGGACAGCCGGAGCUCCUUGCCAGUCGUCUGCAGAACCUUCACCUGUCGAAUGCCGAAAAGCUGGCCCAGUCGCAGACAACCUCUAAAGCGAAUCCAGAUCGACAGAAGAACGGCUCCAUGCACCCCGGAUCGGGGAAGGAUGUUGCACAGACGAAGAACUCGGUAUCUUCGGGUGAUAAGGCUUCCGGGUUGAAUCAAGUCCACGAACCACGUCAGCAGACAUCUAAUUCGAAGCGUGGGCGACCUAACGGGGUGGAUGCGUCUGAGAAGGCCAACGGUGUCAACCACGGAAAUGGUAACGGUCAUGGUCACAGUAACGGACACGCUCAUGGCCACCACAGUCAUAAACCCAAGGCAAGGGGGCGACAAGAUGGAACGAACAACUCUUCCAACCCAUCGGCGGACCGAAAUCAUGACCACGCCCCACGAAAGCCGGGUAGCGCGGUCAAUGGCACCAACGACGUCAACCACAGCGGGUGGCAGACCACCGGAAAGAAGAAGCAUCGCAGGAGUGCUAAAUCUUCUGCUGCUGAGUCUCGCAAUGGCGUGAACGGCAGCGCGGAGCCAUUGCCUGCAGACGAGUCUCUGCGAAAAGGCGGCUGA
Molecule: messenger RNA, 3309 nt
Organism: Penicillium subrubescens
Lineage: Eukaryota; Fungi; Ascomycota; Eurotiomycetes; Eurotiales; Aspergillaceae
Exons: 3
Coding region: 1-3309 (1102 amino acids)
Biological process (GO): RNA 3'-end processing
Molecular function (GO): nucleotidyltransferase activity
Source: RefSeq, a predicted model, not a curated record